This is a messenger RNA of Drosophila montana, 1715 nucleotides long. It is a transcript of the gene CNMaR, whose product is annotated as CNMamide Receptor. Gene Ontology annotation, biological process: G protein-coupled receptor signaling pathway. The record is from RefSeq and is a predicted model, not a curated record. Bases 173 to 1615 code for a protein of 480 amino acids. Gene Ontology annotation, cellular component: membrane. Gene Ontology annotation, molecular function: G protein-coupled receptor activity. Lineage: Eukaryota; Metazoa; Arthropoda; Insecta; Diptera; Drosophilidae. The transcript has 7 exons.
AUUAAAUACAAGCCCGGGGAAUAUUAGUGAAGAGAGAUUUGUGCACUCAGUGAGGAAAGCAACAACAAAGCGGCAGCAAUAAACAGGCCGCAGGCCAAAUGUAGCAAGAGAAUUGUCACGACACUUGCAGUGGCAUUGACAACUGUGCGACAACCACAGGACAAACGCAAUUAUGGCUAAUCCCUACGAACCGACCACAAUGACAGCAAUGUCAAACGCAAGCCAGGACAUAUCGGCAGCAACACCAACAACAGCGACAACAACGCUCAGUUAUACCACAGAUAGCAGCAGGAAUAACAACAGCAGCGAAUUGGAGUACAUGUCCGUUGAGGACGAGGAAAUGUUGCACAUUGCAUUCCUUAUCAGCGAUUUUGUGAACAGAUACUAUGUGCCCAUCAUCUGUUGCACGGGCAGCAUCGGCAACAUACUCUCCGUCUUUGUCUUCUUUAUGACGAAGCUGCGCAAGUUGUCAUCGAGCUUCUAUUUGGCCGCAUUGGCCAUCAGCGAUACCUGUUUCCUGUGCGGCUUAUUCAUGCAAUGGCUGAAUUUCCUCAAUGUGAACAUCUACAAUCAGAACUACUUCUGUCAGUUCUUCACAUUUAUCAGCUAUUUGGCCAGCUUCUGUUCUGUGUGGUUUGUGGUCGCCUUCACCGUGGAGCGUUUCAUAGCAGUCAUGUAUCCGCUAAAGCGUCAAAUAAUGUGCACCGUUCGACGGGCCAAAAUCGUCUUACUUGGCCUCACAUUGGCCGGCUGUGUGCAUUGUGUGCCCUACAUAUUGAUUGCCAAGCCCGUCUACAGUCCCAAGCUGAAUGAUACCAUCUGCGAUCUGAACACCUCGUAUAAGGAGCAAUUGGCUCUUUUCAACUACUGGGACUCGAUUGUUGUCUAUGCGGUUCCCUUUACAACCAUUACAGUGCUGAAUACCUGCACCGGCUGCACCGUUUGGAAAUUUGCAACUGUUCGACGCACACUGACAAUGCAUAAGAUGAAGCCACAGAUAACUAACGUACCAGCAAAUGCAACAACUGGCGGUGGGGUGGCAGCUGCCACUUAUCGCAUUUCAGCAUCGCUGAGGCGUCAAAAGUCAACUGGCACACACCCAAGCGGACAGCACAGUGUGUCAAGGCAAACCGAGCAACAACAGCAACAACAACAACAUCGACACGAUGCCAGGUCUCAACACCAUUGCGAAAUAACACAGAAAACGGGACGCCGCAAGGUGCAAAACUCGUCGCAAUUGAAGGUGACCAAAAUGCUGCUCAUUGUCUCCACGGUUUUUGUCUGCCUGAAUUUACCGAGCUGCUUGCUGCGCAUCGAAACCUAUUGGGAGACUCAAACUUCCAAAACGCAGAAUACAACAAUUGUUUUGCAGUACAUUUUCAAUGCGUUCUUCAUAACAAAUUUUGGCAUCAAUUUUGUGCUAUAUUGCGUGAGCGGACAAAAUUUUCGCAAAGCUGUGCUCAGCAUUUUCCGGCGCGUCUCUUCGGCCCAACGGGAAGGCAUCACUCAAGUGACAGUAUCCGAGUAUUGCCGCAACACGGGCACCUCGACUAGGCGCCGCAUGAUGACGCAGCAUUGCUGGAAUGAAAUGCACGAGCUGCAUCCACUAAGGUAAAGGAAAAUUGGCGUGAAAAUUACAUUCGGCGCAAAUAAAAACAAAAUGGUGUACACUUAGGAAUUCCAUUUUUUUUUAAUUAUACGGAUUGCAAAAAAAU